CACCACUGAAUACUGACAGCACAUACGGCAAGAAAAUAUAUCAUAUGUAGUUUUUCAUUAUUUUGUACUGUAAGUUUAGCCAAAAUGGAACUCAAAUUAUUGGGCAGAUUACAAAAACUUGGGUAUAACGAGGAGUUAGUUGAACCAAAUAAAUUUAUGAUAGCCUUAAAACAAGGCCCAAAAUCCCCGGAAUUUACUAAACUUGUAGCAUGGUUGGCAAAUGAAAUUGCAGUACUUUAUGAUAUGGAUGAAACUGUUCAUGCAAUAAUGUCAUCGGAUGAUUCUAGUUCUUUCCUAUUAGAAUUAAGCUGUUUUCUCAAGGAAUUAGGAUGUGUGAAUGAACGAUUAAUGUCUGGUAAUGUCAAUAGCCGAUUGGCAACCGAGCAGGAUAGGUAUAUUUUAUUAGAUUUUCUGGGGGCAGAAUUAAAAACUUCCAGAUUAUUAGAAUUUCGAAAACAUAAAACUUCUAAUUCCAUGGAUAUCGACGUUGAAGAAAGUGAUACAGCUAAAGAUUUGAAAGAUAUGUUAAUAGCAUUAAAUUUUGGAAAACCACCAGAUGAUAUUACUGCAGAAAAAAUUUUUGCAAGAGUAGAAACUAAGUUGACAGAGAUAUUAAAACAGGUUCCACCUGAGCUUGUAGGUAAACCAAUAAUUACUAUUGAUUUCUCAGAAAGAGAAUGGAAAGAUCUUCAGCUUGUGCAGCAAGAGUUGCACGAUGAAUAUAGAAUGCGUCGUGAUAUGUUACUUAAGCGACUUGAUGUAACCAUACAAUCUUUUCUGUGGUCGGAUAGAAUGAAAUCUAAAGAGAAUGAAUUAAGUAAACAAUACGAAGGAACUAGGAAAUGUUUAAAUACAGAACCUGAUAUUACGUUUGCUGAUUUAUUAGCUGCAAGAGAUGAUAUUGCAUUAAUGGAGAAGACAAGCAAUGCAAGUGUUAGGAAAAAUACUCGUAGUGAAAUAAAUUCGGUUAUUAUUGGAGUGGUGCCGGAUAGAGGUGGAAGACCAUAUGAACAGGAACCACCACCACCUGAAAUGCCACCAUGGCAAAAAGAUAGAGUGCAAGGACCUUCGACUUCUGGUGGGGGUCGAGGAGGAGGAGGAGGUGGAGGCUACAGAGGGGGACGUGGAGGAGGCGGUCCUAAUAGCUCUUUUUCCAAUGAUAAUAGAGGAGAUCGGGGUGGUACUAAUUUUAGUGGAGGUGGUAGUGGUUUUGGAGACAGUGGGUCUCAGGGCUCUAACUAUUCUUCUAAUAGAGGAGGAUACAGAGGAGGUCAAGGGGGAGGAUACAGAGGUGGCCAAGGGGGAGGAUACAGAGGAGGACAGGGGGGAGGGUAUGGAGGUGGGCAAGGAGGAAACUAUAGUGGAGGACAAGGAGGAAACUAUGGAGGUGGACAAGGAGGAAACUAUGGAGGUGGACAAGGAGGAAACUAUGGAGGUGGACAAGGGGGAGGAUAUGGUGGUGGACAAGGAGGAAACUAUGGGGGAGAGCAAGGAGGAAACUAUAGAGGAGGACAAGGAGGAAAUAACACUUAUAGCAGAGAAAAUAGAGAUAGUGGAGAAUAUGGUCAUCGAUACUGUCAUCCAAGUAAUGCAGGCUCUGCUUCACAAUCUGACACUAAAGGUGGACAACAAUAUCAAGGAGGUAGUUCUAGUGGUAGAGAUAGGGGUGGCAGAGUUCAAGGAGGGUGGAAUCAAGGAAACAAUUCUAGCACAGAUAGCUAUCAACGCGGUGGAUAUAAUCGUGGCGGAGGCAAAAGAGGACGACAAUACUAAGAUAAUAUAUGUAAAAUAUUAUUCGUACAUUGUCAUGAGCGUUAUUCUGAGAAUAAGUUGC
Molecule: messenger RNA, 1834 nt
Organism: Colletes gigas
Lineage: Eukaryota; Metazoa; Arthropoda; Insecta; Hymenoptera; Colletidae
Product: protein FAM98B
Exons: 7
Coding region: 85-1773 (562 amino acids)
Cellular component (GO): tRNA-splicing ligase complex
Source: RefSeq, a predicted model, not a curated record